Messenger RNA from Alternaria rosae, 1310 nucleotides. Its product is annotated as RTA1 like protein-domain-containing protein. NCBI's taxonomy places the organism in Eukaryota, Fungi, Ascomycota, Dothideomycetes, Pleosporales, Pleosporaceae. Gene Ontology annotation, cellular component: membrane. The record is from RefSeq and is a predicted model, not a curated record. The transcript is spliced from 2 exons. Bases 423 to 1283 code for a protein of 286 amino acids.
CCAACGAUAAUACACUGCGCUUCAAGGAGCUAUCUUAGUCUGUUCUUCUUACAACAAAGAGUUGCACGGACGUAAAGACAGCAUCAAUUCGCAAGCUCUACUCAUUUCGGUCGGCCACUUCCUUCCAUGCCAUGCGGCUAUACAUCGAUCGCCGCACAGUUUUGCCCUGUGCGUAUCUGAGCGUUAUGGCUAUUGAGACGCAGGCUCCUGGCGCUUUGCAAGGCAGGGACAAGAUACCAGGAACUUCUGGGUGCACGUAAACUUUCCCUACAAGUAGCCUCCAACUGCUUUGCUUGUGCUGCUUUCGUACUCACGGUUCCUCUUCCAUUCCGAAACAAACUUCUUGUUGCCAGCCUCUACAGUGCCAUCAUUUGAAGCAUUGUUACUACCUUUGCACGCUCUUGCUCGAUACCUCUUUGAGAAUGCCGGCGCUUGAAACCUACAAAGGCGCCUACCUUUGGAAAUACGUACCCAACUUUGCAGCAGCCAUUACGUUUGGGAUUCUUUUCCUCGUCUUGACUCUGGCGCAUACAUAUAAGGCGUACAAACAUCGAACAUGGUACGCCAUACCAUUCAUCACUGGUGGCCUCUCUGAGCCCAUGGGUUAUGCAUGUCGUGCAAUAGCAACCUAUCAUACAGGCGCUCUGGUCCCCUUCCUUCUACAAGCGAUCUUCCUCCUCCUUCCACCAUGUCUGUUUGCAGGCACACUGUACAUGGUUUAUUCGCGCGUAGUGCGAGCCACGCAUGGCGAACGCUUCUCCUAUGUGUCACCUCGAUGGUGCACUCGAAUCUUCAUCGCAGGCGACCUCCUUUGUCUCAACAUACAAUCAACUGGAGCGGGGUUCCUUCCCAAGCCUAAAUUGGUAACCGCUGGAAACGGUGUUAUCGUCACAGGCUUAGGAUUACAAGUUCUCAUCUUUGCUGGAUUCAUGUGGUGCUGCGUUCUUUUCCACCACAAGUUCUCACUCCACCUCCGCAAUACUGGUCAAACUGUCGAUGUACCUUGGGAAAGUGUGCUCUGGAUGCUAUACGGGACUUCUGUUCUCAUCUCAAUACGCAACAUCUUCCGCCUAGUCGAAUUCAUCGCUGGACACGACGGCUACCUAAACUCGAACGAGUGGCCAGUAUACGUAUUCGAUGGCGUCUUGAUGCUCCUCGUUAUGAUCAGCUUUUACAUUUGGUACCCGCCACAGCUACAGAUUGAGGAGAUUGGUACAGAGAGUAUGAUUGGGCUCACGAGCGAAGAUAAUAGUGUGCCACAAAACGAGCCGUCCAGGAAGUAGCUUGGAUGAUGCGUUACCAACACUCGA